UUUUCAGUCUUAGUGAUCAUUUAUUGUUGUGGAAAUAUGUGGACUUUAUUUUGGAAAAAGAUGAAGUAUUAGGUGUAAAAAUUUUUACAAAUCGUCCAUCAUCUGAACCUGUAACUGAAAGACUGCGACCUGAUUUUAUAGUAGAAUAUUUACAUCGAUAUCCAGUGGCUUUGAUUAAAUAUCUAGAAUAUUUAAUAUUUGUAAAGAAAAUAGAAAAAGAAAAAUUCCAUACACAUUUGGCUGUUAUGUACAUGGAUUCUGUUCUGCAAAUCUUGAAAUUUCCUGAACCAGAGCAGAGUGAUUUAAAUGAUUCUAGGAAAAGACUUCAGCAUUUUUUGCAUUUAUCGUCAUUGUAUAGAGUUCAGUUACUGCUGGGUAAAGCUAUAGAAAAUGAUCUCCACCAAGAGUGUGCAAUUCUAUAUGGAAAGCUUGGAGAACAUGAAAAGGCGUUAAAAAUCCUUGUUCAUCAAAUACAAGACCAUGAAGCUGCUGAAGAUUACUGUAUAAGAAUGUCUGUUGGGAAAGAUAAGAAAUACAGGCAUUGGUUGUUUUAUAUAUUGCUUGGAGUAUACCUGGAUAACACUUUAGAUGAGCAUUACAAAGAAGAAAUGCUACCUGCAGCUAUCCAGCUUUUAAACAGUGAAUUAGCAGAAUUUGAUGUUACAAAGGUUCUUCAUCUUAUUCCAUCACACUGGUCAAUAGCAAUUUUAGACCAGUUUUUGAUCAAAGCUCUGCGUUCUAGAUUGCACCAACGAUAUUGUUGCAGACUUCAGAGUGCUCUUUCUCGGGGAGAAAAUUUGCUUGUCAAAUUCUCAAAAAUUCACAUGGAAAGUUCUUCUGUAUUGAUGACUGAGGACAGGAUAUGUGCUGUGUGUAAGCGCUCAUUUGUGGAGCCAUCUUUUGCAAGACAUUCCAAUUCAGCCAUAACUCACUUACAAUGUGCCAAACAUCUUAGUGUAACAGUGGAAUCAUCGAAAUUAAAGACAGUUCAAUCAAAUAUAAGAUGAUAUAGAAAGCAACUUAUAGUUGUUAAAGCCAUAUGUAUACCUAUAAUAUAUAUAUGUAUGUAUCUAUGCAUAGAUAAGUUUCAGUUUUUUAUACUGUAUAAUCACUGCUUUAAAUACAUAUUUAUUUUCUUUUGAAUACAUACAUAAUCCUAAGCUUAUCAUAUUACAAAUAAUUGCAAUAAAAGGAAGGAUAAUUGUUUUAAUGAUUAAUGAAAAAAGAUGCUGAAAUACAUAUUGUGAAUUUUCAUUUUUAUAAACCUUUAUGUGAUAAAUCAGUAUUAAAAAUAAUGUAAAUUAAAUUGUAUAUAAAAAUGA
Molecule: messenger RNA, 1322 nt
Organism: Stegodyphus dumicola
Lineage: Eukaryota; Metazoa; Arthropoda; Arachnida; Araneae; Eresidae
Product: transforming growth factor-beta receptor-associated protein 1-like
Biological process (GO): endosomal vesicle fusion; autophagy; intracellular protein transport
Cellular component (GO): membrane; cytoplasm
Source: RefSeq, a predicted model, not a curated record